AUGGGUGACGAUACCCCCCCUUCCUCGCCUGGUCUACAUGGAACCAAAAAUGUUUUAUACGUUGACUCUAAUUUACAACAGGAUGAUGACAGCUCAGAUGAGGAAGACACGGCAGACAUACGUCCGGCAGUCCUCGUUGACCGAAUGGGUAGAAGAUGGAAACAGCGCAAGGUUGAAGCUGUUGCCCGGUGGAGAUUAUACCUUCUGAAUGGUGAAAACCAGGAAAACUACUACAUGCAGAAGCUGGUGUUAAAUCUGCCUUUGAGGAAAGAAACGCCUGUCAUUUCUCCAAACGACGUGUCAAAAACGUACAUGGAAGAAUGUGCCAUUCGUAACCUGAUUGAAGAGCAAGACGACGCCAUGACUGCCCUCCAGGAUGCAAGGCAAAGAAGGUUCUCACUCGCUUGUCUGCCCAAGAUGGCACAAUCCUUACGGGAGAUGGACUGGAUCGGUGAAGAGGAAUUCAAUACGUUCAUUGAUGAGGUAACAACUGCCUAUCGAGCCGAUGCAGUCGAAGAUGAAGAAGAAGUCACUGAUGCUGACUUCAAUCUAAAUCAUGCAGAUCUAGGUAAACAACUGUUGACUACCAUUGUGGGAGAAGCUGGUACUGGCAAGUCAUACCUUCUGAAGGGUAUAAUGGAACAUGCUACCAGUGUGCUUCAUCUGAAUGCUAGGAAGCUGGCAACAACAGGUGCAGCAGCCUACCUUAUUGGAGGAGAAACGGUGCAUCACUUCUCUAAAAUGAACAUUGAAGCAAAAAGCCGUUUGGAGACAGGUACAAUUGAGUAUGAACUCGUCUCAAACACCAAUGUACUUAUCAUUGUAUUUGUCAGUUAUGACAAUAAAGCUUUGAAACUAAAUCUCAAGAUGGACGGCAAUGCCCUUUUAGACAGCUACCUUGACCAAUCUUCUAUUUCAUUAUAUGUGUAA
Messenger RNA from Rhopilema esculentum, 930 nucleotides. NCBI's taxonomy places the organism in Eukaryota, Metazoa, Cnidaria, Scyphozoa, Rhizostomeae, Rhizostomatidae. The record is from RefSeq and is a predicted model, not a curated record.